AGAGAAAUGAAUUUUAUUUUGUUUCUUCAAUUUAUUCUUUUAAAAAUCCUAAUUUUUGAUUUUGUAAAUUGUGUGAAAGAAAAUGGAAAAAAUAUUCCUAAAAAACGACAUGAUACUAAAAUUCAUAAAGUUAGGGGCAAAGGUACUAUAUAUAAAGAUAAACGUGAAAGCUAUAUGGUACGGAACAAAAUUAUAGGUGAUUUGAAUUAA
Molecule: messenger RNA, 210 nt
Organism: Meloidogyne enterolobii
Lineage: Eukaryota; Metazoa; Nematoda; Chromadorea; Rhabditida; Meloidogynidae
Source: the annotation of a GenBank genome assembly